AUGCCGUUCACCAAACUUACCCUCAAGUCCGUUGUAUACGUUGCAGACCGACCCCGCCUGGGAGUGAACAACCUUUACAAAAUUCCCUCAGUGCUUCCAUGGACAACGGCAGGAACUGAAGUUCAGCCUCAGCACGGUCUGUUGUUGAAUGUUUUUACUCCUGCACCAAUGCCAUCUGGCUCGGAUCCCGCAUCCUGGUUAAUCUUUGACGGGCAGUUCACAGCUACCUCGUGGAAACCUGUCGCUGACGUCUAUACACACGCCGCGAGUUUCUACUCUACCGUCGGGCACAGGCCUACAGAAUUACAGCACGUACAAUUAGAAGGAGUUCUUGAGGUCGCAAUGACAGGGAGCAAGGUUGUUGCCAUUGAUCCAGACACAGAGGAAGUAAGUGUCUCCUUUAUACAUAUAACUUGCAUUCCGUUUUCUGACUACUGCCCGCAGUCCUGCUUGUUCCAUUUGUCAACGAGUUCGCGCCCUGUCAUGGAGAUUUUCCGGUACAGUGAUAUUGGUGACUGGAUAUGGAUUACCGGCAAUAUAGACCGUCGGGUUGGUUCUGUUCUUGACAUCGAUGUAAGUCAUGUUGGUAAAGUCUAG
Molecule: messenger RNA, 597 nt
Organism: Puccinia triticina
Lineage: Eukaryota; Fungi; Basidiomycota; Pucciniomycetes; Pucciniales; Pucciniaceae
Exons: 1
Coding region: 1-597 (198 amino acids)
Source: RefSeq, a predicted model, not a curated record